GAGAUUCUUAAGAAUGAAACUUACAGAGAAGAAAUGAAACAGAAAAUCAAAGAUGUCUCCGAAAAGGAUAAGCUGCUUCAGGCCAAGGAAUACAAGGACGGACUUGUUGCUGAACCAGCUCAUACUCGUGUUGAAGGCCACGCGUCAGCCCCAUACUAUGGAAAGAAGGAGCCUUCGCAAGAUCCAACAAGCGCUGCGAGUACCUUCCAGCCAGGCUCCUGGAUGCCACCAGGCAGUGGUAGCAGUCGUAGGAAAUAA
Messenger RNA from Eurypyga helias (sunbittern), 258 nucleotides. It is a transcript of the gene NDUFAF2, whose product is annotated as NADH dehydrogenase (ubiquinone) complex I, assembly factor 2. The annotation marks the transcript as partial. The record is from RefSeq and is a predicted model, not a curated record. The transcript has a single exon. NCBI's taxonomy places the organism in Eukaryota, Metazoa, Chordata, Aves, Eurypygiformes, Eurypygidae.